Messenger RNA from Solenopsis invicta (red fire ant), 765 nucleotides. RefSeq names its product small nuclear ribonucleoprotein Sm D3 (gene SmD3). Lineage: Eukaryota; Metazoa; Arthropoda; Insecta; Hymenoptera; Formicidae. Gene Ontology annotation, biological process: RNA processing; spliceosomal snRNP assembly. Gene Ontology annotation, molecular function: RNA binding. Gene Ontology annotation, cellular component: U2 snRNP; commitment complex; spliceosomal tri-snRNP complex. The transcript has 2 exons. Bases 183 to 611 code for a protein of 142 amino acids. The record is from RefSeq and is a predicted model, not a curated record.
CCGUUGCAGUUGCGAGUUUGCGACGCGACGUCGUGAGGUCGUGAGAGCGGUUUUUGAGCACAGUCAAGCAUAGUACAACAAAUAAACUGGAAAAUACGAUUAUUGAAGAAUAUUUUUAACAUAUUGUAGCAGAUAAAAGUUUUUAAGGUUAAGAAAAUAGUUUGCAACAAUACUUGGCGGCAAUGUCGAUCGGAGUUCCCAUUAAAGUGCUUCAUGAGGCCGAGGGUCACACCAUAACCUGCGAGACAAACACCGGCGAGGUUUAUCGCGGCAAACUGAUAGAGGCAGAAGAUAAUAUGAAUUGUCAGAUGCAGAACAUCACAGUAACGUACCGGGAUGGCCGGGUGGCACAGUUGGAGAAUGUGUACAUCCGCGGCUCAAAAAUCAGGUUCCUCAUAUUACCGGACAUGCUGAAGAACGCACCCAUGUUCAAGCGACCGGGCGGCAAGGGAUCGGGUACAGCCGGCCGAGGAAAGUCCGCAAUAUUGCGAGCCCAAGCUCGCGGUAGAGGAAGAGGUCAAAAUCAAAGAGGUAAAGGUACUGGUUCAGCGCCUUGGCUAAAUCAACAAAAUCAACCAGGUGGAUCUCAAGCUGGAAGAGGCAGGGGCUAAAUCUUGUGAUAAUAGAUUUUGAUUAUUUAAAUCGACAAAUUUAAUGUGUAACUUUAUUCCCGUAUUUUUGUAUCAUUUGUAAACAGUGUAUUCUGCAUUCAAAAUUGUAAUUUGAUACAUGUGUAUAAUAAUAAAUUACCUAUUAUGCUAUGUA